AUGCUAAAAACACCGGGUGUUACAAUAGUUGUUGCAAAUGUGGUAGAAUAUAUCAAGGAGAGAGACCAGAUGCUGAGUUUGCUCAUGGAGAAUCUACACAAGGCUCAAGAAAGGAUGAAGUUCUUUGCAGAUAAAAACAGGAAUGAAAGAUCAUUUGAUGUGGGAGAUGAGGUGUAUCUAAAGUUACAGCCCUAUAGGCAAACCUCCAUUUCACUAAGAAGAAAUCUCAAGCGAUCAGCCAAGUAUUAUGGACCUUUCAAGGUAAUUGAAAAGAUUGGUUCAGUAGCAUACAAGCUCCAAUUGCCAGUCGGGUCAAGAAUACAUCCAGUCUUCCAUGUAUCCCAACUCAAGAAGUUAGGAACAACUAUGUUAUCGAUAUCACACUUUCCAUUAGUAGAUCGGCAAGGACAGAUCAAGGUUGAACCAGCAGCACUGCUAGGGUAA
Molecule: messenger RNA, 444 nt
Organism: Papaver somniferum (opium poppy)
Lineage: Eukaryota; Viridiplantae; Streptophyta; Magnoliopsida; Ranunculales; Papaveraceae
Exons: 1
Coding region: 1-444 (147 amino acids)
Source: RefSeq, a predicted model, not a curated record